AAACCCAAGCCCAGCUUCUUCCUUAGCUAUUCAUCUUCUUCUCUUACUUACCGCUUGUUAACUGAUUAGGCCAUGGCUUCCAACAAGUUCAAGUUCUUAUUUGGAUUGGUUUUGCUUCUAAUAGGCACGGCCUCUGCUCAGUUGUCCUCCAACUUUUACGCGACAACGUGCCCUAAUGCACUCUCCAUCAUCAAUAAAGCAGUGGUCUCUGCUGUAUCAAAAGAGGCGCGCAUGGGAGCAUCCUUGCUUCGUCUUCAUUUCCAUGACUGCUUUGUUAAUGGAUGCGAUGCAUCCAUCCUCUUGGACGACACUUCAAAUUUCACCGGAGAAAAGACGGCCGGUCCAAAUAACAAUUCCGUUAGGGGAUACGAAGUCAUAGACACCAUUAAAUCUCAGUUGGAGAGUUCAUGCCCCGGCGUUGUCUCCUGUGCUGAUAUCGUCGCAGUUGCUGCUCGUGACUCCACUGUUGCUUUGAGUGGACCAAGUUGGACUGUUCUUUUAGGCAGAAGAGAUUCAACCACAGCAAGCUUAAAUACUGCUAAUUCCGACAUCCCUUCCCCACUCUUGAAUCUUAGUGGCCUUAUUACUGCCUUCUCCAACAAAGGUUUCAGUGCUAAAGAAAUGGUUGCUCUUUCAGGAUCUCACACAAUCGGACAAGCUAGGUGCACGGUCUUCCGAACCCGAAUCUACAAUGAGACCGACAUUGAUUCCAACUUUGCAAAAUCACGGCAGGCAAAUUGUCCCAGCACAAGUGGUAGUGGAGACAACAACCUUGCUCCUCUGGACACCACGAGCCCAACAUCAUUUGACAAUGCAUAUUUCAAGAAUUUGCAGAGCCAAAAGGGGCUAUUGCACUCUGACCAACAGCUCUUCAGUGGCGGCUCUACAGAUUCACAAGUAAACGCAUACAGCACCAACGCGCAAACAUUCAAGACAGACUUUGCAAAUGCGAUGGUGAAGAUGGGGAAUCUCAGCCCACUUACGGGUUCAAAUGGCCAAAUCAGGAAGAAUUGUAGAAAAGUCAACUGAGUUUAGGCAGGCUCUGUUUCGGAAUUGUCCUUUUCUGGUUAGGAAUAAAAGUUGUUGACUUAAAAUGUUAUUUGUUUUUAUUUUGGCCAAAACAAUGUUGUUUGUGUGAUUUCACAGCUUGAUUAUAAGCAUAGUUGUCCCUACUUGCUAUUGUUCAACAAGGAAAUUGAAAGAAAAAGUCAGUUUUCUG
Molecule: messenger RNA, 1219 nt
Organism: Rubroshorea leprosula
Lineage: Eukaryota; Viridiplantae; Streptophyta; Magnoliopsida; Malvales; Dipterocarpaceae
Source: the annotation of a GenBank genome assembly